AUGUUCAAAUACGUCGUAUUCGGUCUCUUGGUGGCUUCGGCCAUUGCCACACCAGCCCCAAGCUCUGGCUUGGAUUGUAACGAGUCAGCUGAUCAGUUGACUUGCUUAGCCGUCAAAGCCACAGCAACCCUCGAGAGGGCCGCCAGGUCAGCUGACAUCAACCUCAUCGAUGGAGUCACCCUCGUCAGAGACACCCCAGUCGAACGCACCGGUAAAGCAUUGAAAUCAGAAUCUGAAAUCAUGUCCGAAUUGCCCGCUGAUUCCACCCAAAAAGCCAUGGCUGUUGCCACCAUGAUGUACGAUAACGCCGCCAAGUUCGUCCAAAGCCACAGUCUGAAGGUCGAUAUGCCAGAAGGUCGCUCCCUCGAUGACAUCUUCUCCCACUCCCCAAGCAAGAAACACAAGAAAUUGUUGACUCCUCUGCUCACCCUCAUCGGAGUCAAGCUCUUCGCUCUGGCCCCAGUCUUCCUCGGUGGACUUGCUCUCUUCGUCACCAAAGCCAUCUUCCUCAGCAAGGUCGCCAUCCUCAUCGCUGGAGUCCUCCUUUUCCAAAAAUUCUUCGGUGCUGGUAGCCAAAUCGCCUUCCCAGGUGGUCUUUUCGGCAAGAACAACGUCGCCCCUCAAUAUAACUACGAACCAGCCACCUAUGCCCAAGCUGGUGCAUUCACUGGAUACCAGAGAUCUUUGGAUGCUCAGCAACUCGCUUACUCCGCACAAGCACCUGCUCAAUAA
Molecule: messenger RNA, 732 nt
Organism: Trichogramma pretiosum
Lineage: Eukaryota; Metazoa; Arthropoda; Insecta; Hymenoptera; Trichogrammatidae
Exons: 3
Coding region: 1-732 (243 amino acids)
Source: RefSeq, a predicted model, not a curated record